Chrysemys picta bellii (western painted turtle) is the source of this 1284-nucleotide messenger RNA. Its product is annotated as complement factor H-related protein 2. The record is from RefSeq and is a predicted model, not a curated record. Lineage: Eukaryota; Metazoa; Chordata; Testudines; Emydidae. Gene Ontology annotation, molecular function: complement component C3b binding. Gene Ontology annotation, biological process: complement activation.
AUGACGCAGUUUGGAUAUAUUGCCAUUCUGGUAUUAUGGGGGUGCUCCAUUGCAUUAGCUAUUUCAUGUGGUAACAUAGAAAAUGGGAGUGUAAAGCCACGUUUCUUCUUCCAGAGAAGAAAAAGAACAUUUGAAUGUAAUGCCGGGUAUAUAGCAGAAAAUGACAACAACAGAAUUGAGUGUACUUCUUCAGGAUGGUCUCCUGUACCCAGAUGCAUUCCAAUACAAUGUGGAAGAAUAGAAAAUGGGAAAAUAGUGGACAAAGUUGAAGAAAAAACAACCUUUCAAUGUAAUCAUGGAUAUAAAUCUGAAAAUGGAAUUAAUGAAACUAUCUGUACCUCUGAAGGCUGGUCUCCAGUACCCAUAUGUAUUGUUCAAGAGUGUCCACAUCCACCUGACAUCGAUUUGGCAGAAAUUGUCAGUGGGGAGAAAGCAAAAUAUCAGGAGGGUGAUGUUGUUCAGUACAGGUGCUACCCAGGAUGCACUCUGGCAGGACCUGAAAGGAUAACAUGCAGUGGAGAAAAAUGGACACCUCCACCAAAGUGCUUGGCUCCAUGUAUUAUCACAAGGCAACAAUUGGAAACAAAAAAAUUGCUUCUGUCCAAUGGCCGAAGACGUACGGUAUUGAUUCAAAGUGACCAAACAAUGGAAUUUCUUUGUGGCGAACAUUCUGACCUUAAAAUCCCCUUCCCCAUCGAGUGUGUAGAUGGGCAUAUGGAUUUACCAACUUGUAUAUCUGGAACUGGGGAAAAGUGUGGCCGGCCACCUACUAUUAAGAAUGGAGACAUAACUACUCUAUCCCUAAAAGAGUACGUAUUUGGCUCUUCGGUAGAAUACAAAUGCCAACAUCAUUACAUAAUAAAAGGAGAACGGAAAUCAUACUGUUACAAUGGAAACUGGACAAAAGCACCAGUUUGUUUAGAGCCAUGUGUUAUCACGGAAGAAGAUAUGAGAUCACACAACAUAGAUCUAAAGUGGGCUUCAGCUCAAAAACUCUAUGUGUCACAUGGAGAUUUUGUAGAGUUUAAGUGUAGAUCCAGUUUGUCUCCAAACUCUUCAAAUAAUCAUAGAGUGCAGUGCAAUGCGGGCCAAAUACCUUAUCCCCAAUGCACUUAGCGAUGGGUGAAUGUAGGAGACUUCACCACAUGUGAAUGGCAAGUACCCUUUAUUAUUAUGCUUAUCAGUGGUCCCUCUGAAAUGGAUCCCCAGAGUUUUAUCCUUCAAACAAGAACUACCACCAGAUAGCAGUCACUCCAGGAAUGGUAUAAGCAACAACUAAUUCAU